Messenger RNA from Cryphonectria parasitica EP155, 504 nucleotides. RefSeq lists its product as uncharacterized. The transcript is spliced from 2 exons. The coding region runs from base 86 to 352 and encodes 88 amino acids. The record is from RefSeq and is a predicted model, not a curated record. Lineage: Eukaryota; Fungi; Ascomycota; Sordariomycetes; Diaporthales; Cryphonectriaceae.
ACAAGUUCGUCCUCACAAUACAUCAAAAAACCAAUCCACUCAAUCCCACCAAGCACCACACCUCACCUCAACCACUUCAACCAAAAUGUCUUCCAACGCCGACAAGAUCGCCGAGGCCCAGUCCAACCUGCCCCUCCCCGAGCAGCCCCCUGUUGCCUCGGACUGGCAGUCUGCAGACGCCCGGAACGUCAAUGUUGGUGCCGGUGGCGUCGCCAGCGACAUCUCUACUGGCGCGGGAGCCUCAUCUGGCCUGCGCGAGCCUGCCUCCAAGGGGGCUGAUGUUGAUCUGAGUGGUGUCGGCCGCCAGGGCAAGGAGGGUCUGGACAGUGUGCCUAAGGAUGCUACUGCAUAAAUUUCCUGAACCAAGGACAAGGGUUACACCAACGAUGGUUGGGAGCAAGCAUGGUCUGGCGUUUUAUGGGAUAGGAUGCUCUGUGGACUUUAACAGCUGACAGCUGACGGUUGAUGCCGACGUCGUUGAUCAACAAUGGAUUUAAUGACCGU